This is a messenger RNA of Pelodiscus sinensis (Chinese soft-shelled turtle), 1324 nucleotides long. NCBI's taxonomy places the organism in Eukaryota, Metazoa, Chordata, Testudines, Trionychidae. The record is from RefSeq and is a predicted model, not a curated record.
CCCGCGGCCGCCUCGAUGUUCCAGCUGCCCAUCCUCCAUUCCAGCCCCCAGCAAGUGGCCGGGGUCUGCGAGACCCUGGAGGAGAGCGGGGACAUCGAGCGCCUGGGUCGCUUCCUCUGGUCCCUGCCGGUGGCCCCCGCGGCAUGCGAGGCUCUGAACAAGAACGAGUCGGUGCUGAGAGCCCGGGCCAUCGUGGCCUUCCACACGGGGAACUACCGGGAGCUCUACCACAUCCUGGAGAACCACAAGUUCACCAAGGACUCGCACGCCAAGCUGCAGGCCCUCUGGCUCGAGGCGCACUACCAAGAAGCCGAGAAGCUGCGGGGCCGGCCCCUGGGGCCAGUGGACAAGUACCGGGUCCGGAAGAAGUUCCCCUUGCCCCGCACCAUCUGGGACGGGGAGCAGAAGACGCAUUGCUUCAAGGAGCGGACGCGGCACUUGCUGCGGGAGUGGUACCUGCAGGACCCGUAUCCCAACCCCAGCAAAAAGCGAGAACUGGCCCAGGCCACCGGACUUACCCCUACACAAGUGGGCAACUGGUUCAAAAACCGCAGACAAAGAGACAGGGCAGCCGCCGCGAAGAACAGGCUACAGCAGCAGGUCCUAUCCCAAGGCUCGGUGCGCUCGCUGCAGGCCGAGGAGGAGAGCGCAGGGGAGCCGCUGGGGACGGCCUCCAGCCCCGCAGCCAGCCUGUCCAGCAAAGCGGCCACCUCUGCCAUUUCCAUCACAUCUAGCGACAGUGAAUGUGACAUCUGACACUACAGCCAUGACCAACCAGGGGGAGAGAGAUCGAGCUAAACACAGUGCCUGCCUGCCUCCAGAACACCCCGGCUCGCCUGCCCACCCGGAGCCUACCCCAGGCUGCCAAAUUGCCAGGGCGCCAUGACCUAUGAGCACGCCCUUCCCGUGUAAACAGCGAGCGCGUUCCGUCUUAGCCCCGUAGGAGACUCUGUUCACAGAAAUGUGUGUCGCCUUUAUUUAAAAGGAUCUGCUGAAACGAUGCCUCAAAAACAAAAAAUGCCAAGUUGCAAAAUGUGUGAGCGCCUGCCCUGUAUCCCGCGUGGGUAUUUCAUGUUGAAAAGACGCUGUUAUGAUGAUGAUUUUCUUUUUUUCCUUUUUCGCUUUACUUUAAAGGGUUUUAUAUAUAUAUAUAAUGUUUAUUUACUUAUUUAAGGGAUUGCUAUGGUAGGUUUUUCUAUUAUUAUUUUAUUAUUAUUAUUUUAUUUUGGCUUGUUGUCUAUGUGCACAGGUGACUUGUAGAGCAUGUGCAGUAUCGAUACUGUAUGAAGCAGCCUAAAACAAUAAUAAAAUAUUUGGUAAGCAA